Molecule: messenger RNA, 1037 nt
Organism: Tilletiaria anomala UBC 951
Lineage: Eukaryota; Fungi; Basidiomycota; Exobasidiomycetes; Georgefischeriales; Tilletiariaceae
Product: RNA-binding domain-containing protein
Exons: 2
Coding region: 139-942 (267 amino acids)
Biological process (GO): mRNA splicing, via spliceosome
Cellular component (GO): U1 snRNP
Molecular function (GO): U1 snRNA binding
Source: RefSeq, a predicted model, not a curated record
CCAAGCUUUUGGCUUCACCAUCGCUCUCACCACUCACCAGAUUAGUAUCGGUGUGGGAAAAAGAGCUCGCACGCACAACAAGUUUCAGCUCGGACCCCUGCUUUCAUUUGAAGCUGGCGUGAGCCUGAGCCAUUAGAGAUGGAAGCCGAGCCAACCGCAGCGGCCGCCGCGCCGCAAGCCGAAGAAGCCAAAGGCGAUGCAGCCGAUUCGAUUUCAGAACAUGCGAGCGAAAGCGUCUACAUCAACAACCUCAACGAAGACAUCAAAAUCGAUGUGCUCAAACAAACGCUCAAGAAUCUCUUCGGUGUCUACGGGCCCGUGCUGAGCGUGCAAGCGCAGAAAAACGUGCGGAUGCGAGGUCAGGCAUUCGUCGCGUUUGCAUCCAAAGAGCAGGCUGCGAAAGCCGUCAAGGAGGUCGCUGGCUUCCCACUGUACGGCAAACCGAUCCAGAUCUCAUUCGCGCGGCACAGGAGCACAAGCGUAGUCGAGAAGCUCAACGCAGGGAAUGCCGAUGUGGUUAGAGAGCACAAGCGAUGGCUUAAGGCGCAUCAGGCACGACAGCGUAGAGGGAAUCAGCUGCGGAGGAAUGACCUGGCCGCGAAGAUUGCAGAGAAGAAAGCUGCUGCUGGAGAGCUUGAUGAGCAGUCAGCAGCGGCGCUUCCUGGUGCGCACAAGAGGCAAGAAAUCGCGAUGCCCGACGAGUAUCUGCCACCGAACAAACUCCUAUUCGUACAGAAUCUGCCGGAAGGAACAACGCGCGAAGCGGUCGAGGCGCUGUUUUCCUCUUUGGACAAUUUUGCCGACAUCAGACCUGUGCCAGGCAAUACCAAGAUCGCAUUCGUCGAAUUUGCAGACAUUCCUAGCAGCACGUCAGCAAGAGAGAAGUUGAAUGGGUAUGCGUUCCCAAGUGGGGAGAAGAUCAAGAUCACCUUUGCAAGGUGACGGCUUUACGAUGCUCGGAAAGUGUAUUUGUAACGAUUUCUUCUACAAUGCUGGAUGCUCAAUUCGCUAUGGAGGAAAAACAUGACUCGUAUGCU